AUGGCGACUGAAUCAGCAGAUUCGUACAUUGGGAGCCUCAUAAGCCUAAUUUCCAAGUACGAAAUACGUUACGAAGGUGUUCUCUACUUCCUCAGCGUCCAAGACUCCUCCAUUGGCCUAAAAAACGUUAGGUCAUAUGGAACAGAGGGGCGUAAGAAGGAUGGUCCACAAGUUCCUCCAAAUGAUAAGGUUUAUGAAUAUAUUCUGUUUAGAGCAAGUGACAUUAAGGAUUUGCAAGUUAAGUCUCAUCCGCCUGCUCAAAGAGAAGAACAAACUCAUGAUGAUCCUGCUAUUAUACAGUCACACUAUGCUGGUGUGCCUGUAAGUUCUCCACCAUCAGCAUUAGUUGGAGGUAAAAAUUUGGUAGAAACAACUCAUUGGCAGGAUACCCCUGCUUUGACUAGUAGAGGCCAUAUUGGUGUAUUGCCUUUUAUUAAUUCUGCAAUUGAAGUUGGUACAUCAGGACAUUCCUCUUAUACUCAUAUUGCUAGUCCUCCAGCACUUUCUUUUCCGAUGUAUUGGCAAGGAUACAAUGGGGCAUCACUUGAUAUGUCUGAUCAUCCACAUCACCAUAUUCCUUUGCAAUCUCCAUCUGCUGUGUCACAGCCCUUGACAAUGCAGAAUAAGGCUCCUGAAAAUCACGCAUCUAUAGGUGUUGGCUUGGCCACUACAUCAGAAUCUCUGAACCCUAUAAUUUCAUCUUCUACACCAACUUUUGUACAUCCAAACUUUUCUACCUCUGUCCCUUCUGUACAUUUUUCUUCUGGUCUUGAUAUGCCUACAUCCAUGGCUGCACAGGCAUCUUUACCAUCUCAUUCUAUACCUCUAAAUGCUAGCCGACUAACUAUGUCUUCGUUGCCUUCACCCUGCCAAGACUUAGACAUAAUUGAAACACAAAUUGCAACUAAAGCUGUUUCUGAUUCAGUACCUGUUCUACCUGCACAGUCCAUGCCUUAUCCUGGAUCAUUUUCUGUGGGUUCUGAUCGAGGUCCCUUGCUAACACCACCCCCAUCGUUGUUAACUCCUGAUCAAUUGGCACCAUCUAGAUCACACAUACUUUCUUCCUCACAGAAACUCUACCUUGAUGGAAAGGAUAUGGGCAUUUUGAUGCCAACCUCUUCUGGAUCUUCAUCCUUGAUUCCUCCUGUAACUCGAGCACCAUUAUUGCCGUUUCCCACUUCCCAACAGUCUCCAUACUCAGCUACACCGUAUACUGAGGAGUUUGAUUUUCUAGCCAUGAAUGAGAAGUUUAAGAAAGAUGAAGUAUGGGGUUACCUAGGAAAGGAAAAACAAAGUGACCAAACAGAGAGAGUGGAUAAUAGUGGAACUGGUCAAUGUGUGGAUGACAAAGAAGGUUCUGGCCUGAUACCCAACACAAAGCCUGCAUAUAACAAGGAUGAGUUCUUUGACACAAUUUCAUGUAAUUCGCUCAACCGUGGAGGAAGAAAUGGACAUAGGUUUUCUGAGAGAAUGAGGCAGGAUACUGAGACAUUUGGAAAUUUCCAGCAGAGAUAUAAUCUUGGCUAUGGUGGUUAUGGUGCUGGACGUGGUGGUAAUUACCGGGGUCCAUAUCAAUGGGGAAGGGGAUAUGGCUACGGCGGGAGGGGACGUGGUGGUAACAUGCCCUUCUAA
This is a messenger RNA of Prunus armeniaca (apricot), 1632 nucleotides long. The record is from the annotation of a GenBank genome assembly. Lineage: Eukaryota; Viridiplantae; Streptophyta; Magnoliopsida; Rosales; Rosaceae.